AUGAAAUAAAAUAUAAGAGGUGAAUUUUUAAUGAUAAGAGGACCUUCAGGAGGUGGAAAAACAACAUUUUUAAACAUGUUAGGUACAGUAGAUGUGGCAUCAUCAGGAACAAUAAAAUUAUUAGGAAAUAUUAUAGACAUAAACUCAUCAGAUGAUUAUUUGUCAAAAUUAAGACUCGAAAAAAUAGGCUUUGUAUUUUAAACAUUUAAUUUAUUAGCAACUAUGACUGCAUAUGAGAAUGUUGAACUUCCCAUGAAAAUACUUAAUAAAUUAAAUUCAAAAUAAAUUAAAUAAAGAGUUACUAAUUUAUUAAAUAGAGUAGGUUUGUAAGAUAGAAUGGAUCAUUUACCUUCAGAACUUUCAGGUGGUGAACAAUAAAGAGUUGCAAUUGCAAGAGCUUUAGCAAAUUCUCCUAUUAUUGUUUUAUUAGAUGAGCCUACAGGGGAUUUAGAUACUAAAUCUACAGUUGAAGUAAUGGAUCUUUUAUUAAGCAUAAAUAAUUUUGGUUAUUCUUAAGAUGAAACAGAAAGAGUAACAAUGGUUAUGGUUACUCAUAAUCCUGAUAUUGAAUGUUAUGCAGAUAGAAUUUUAUAUUUUUCAGAUGGAUAAAUUGUUAAAUAGGCAUAUAAUGAAAAACAAGUACCUUUAAAUUGGGAAGAUUAUGUUAAAUAUUUAAAUGAAAUGCGUAGUUGA
Ichthyophthirius multifiliis is the source of this 693-nucleotide messenger RNA. RefSeq lists its product as hypothetical. Gene Ontology annotation, cellular component: plasma membrane. Gene Ontology annotation, biological process: transmembrane transport. Lineage: Eukaryota; Ciliophora; Oligohymenophorea; Hymenostomatida. The record is from RefSeq and is a predicted model, not a curated record. Gene Ontology annotation, molecular function: ATP hydrolysis activity; ATP binding; transmembrane transporter activity. The transcript has 4 exons.